This is a messenger RNA of Kockovaella imperatae, 2477 nucleotides long. Its product is annotated as SDA1-domain-containing protein. Gene Ontology annotation, cellular component: nucleolus. The transcript has 11 exons. Gene Ontology annotation, biological process: ribosomal large subunit biogenesis; ribosomal large subunit export from nucleus. Lineage: Eukaryota; Fungi; Basidiomycota; Tremellomycetes; Tremellales; Cuniculitremaceae. The record is from RefSeq and is a predicted model, not a curated record. The coding region runs from base 51 to 2432 and encodes 793 amino acids.
AAAGACAUCAAUCACUGGCAUUCAUUGCUCCAGUAUCGAGCUCAGGUGAGAUGGUCAAGCAGCGCAAUUCGCGAGGUAUACUCCUCACUUCGAACUUGCCCCAAUUACAAAAUCUGAUCAAGCGAGAUCCAAAAGGAUAUAAGGAAGAGUUCUUGUCGCAAUAUAACCACUAUCUCUCACUUUUACGCUUGCACUCUAUUUCAACUUCCUCAAAUCAGGUGAACAACGACAAGUCAGAUGAACAGUUCGCCAACCUCGUGACAUUUGUGUCGCAAGUCGCUCAAUGUUAUCCGGAGGAGACGAAGGAAUUGCCUGAACAGCUCAAGGGGAUUUUGUUGGGUAGUGGAACGGGUGGCACCGCCGUGCGAGGGGAUCUGAGGGAGACGGCUGUCAAGAAUCUCAUCAUGUUGCGGAACAAGGAGGUGAUCGACUCGAUUCAGCUUUUGCAAAUCCUGCUUCCACUCCUGGCUCAUGUUCCUUCCUCUCUUCGCUCAUUGAUUCGCCAUACCAUCCUCACGGACCUGAAGACGUCCAAUCAAAAGGCAAAAAACCAUAGACUCAAUCGAGUCGUUCAAAGCUUGCUUUUCGGAAUGGUGGAGAGCGGAAUGGGAGCAGAAGUUGUCGGCGAUAAAGGAAAAGGAAAAGCCAAUAAGGAGAAGGGAGGCGAAGCAAUGUGGGCAGUGAUGAUGGUCCGCGAGCUCUGGAAGAAGGGCGUCUGGAACGACGCAAAGACCGUUUCCAUCGUCGCUCUGGCCGCCUUCCACCCGAAUACGAAGGUCCAGUCAGCUGCGAUGCAUUUCUUCCUUGGGUCAGAGCAUGAUGCGGAUGAAGAGGACUCAGACGACGAAGAAGCCAUCAAAGACGCGAGGAAAGACGUCAGGAAGCUGGAACAUCGAUCGACGGUUGGUAAAGGCAGUAGAAAGAAGGAGAAGCAACUGGCGCUAGCAAAGAAGGACGAGAAGAAGAAACGGAAGAACGCUGCUCAAAGCACAUCUGCAAACUUUCCAGCAUUAGAGCUGUUGCAUGAUCCUCAGACAUUCGGAGAGAAGCUAUAUGACAAUCUUCACAAACAUGAUAAACAGUACUCGCUUGAGCACAAGGUUUUGAUCAUGCAGCUUCUCUCGCGAGUCAUGGGAGCUCACAAAUUGUGCAUUCUGGGUUUCUACACCUACAUCAUCAAGUAUAUGACAUAUCACCAGCUCCAAGUGACGACUAUUCUCGUGGCUCUCGCACAAUCAGUACACGAGCUCACACCGCCAGACGUCCUCACGCCGGUCAUUCGAAAGAUUGCUCAGGAAUUUGUUCAUCCAGGAGUCGGAGCUGAAGUCAUCGCUGCGGGUCUCAACUCUAUUCGAGAGGUGUGCAGGAGACAGCCUUGGUGUAUGGAGGAAGAUCUUUUGGAAGACCUAAUCGAGUACCGGAAGAGCAAAGACAAGGGCGUCAUCACCGCCAGUCGAGGACUGCUGCAGCUGUUUAGAGAGGUCAAUCCUGGCAUGCUGAAGAAGCGAGAACGAGGUAAAGCUGCUACCAUGGGCGAGAACAGCGGUCAAGUACCUGAAUAUGGCCACACCAAACCUGUAUCUCAGGGCAUUGAAGGUCUCGAGCUGCUUGAAGAUCACCUCAAUGCUAUGAGACGCGAGGCGAACCCUGACGAGCCCGUCGACUCAGGUGACGAAUUGUCCAUCGACGAAGACGAUGAAGGUGGCUGGUCGGACUGGGAGCGGGAGUCUGAGAGCUCAGACUCAAGUGGAUGGGAGGAUGUGUCAUCUGGCGAAGAUGACUUUGAAGUCAGUGAUAGUGAGGAUGAGGAGCGAGAAAAGAGAAAGGCGUCCAAGAAGGGCAAGGGGAAGACGGUUGACAAGGUCGCGGAAGCGGAGGAUGUGGAUAUGGACGACGUGGAUGAUUCCAAGUCAAUGGUGUCGAUGGCUACUACAGACGUGUCCGGAGCUACGAAGAAGCUAUCUCUCCUGGCUCAGCAGAAGAUCCUGACGCCUGCAGACUUUGCCUUGCUCAACGAGCUACGACUCAAAGCGGCGAAAGAUCUCGUCACGUCCACAUCCUCAUCCUCCGCCAAGCGCAAGCUGGCGGCUCUCGAAGCGUCCAAGAAACACACGUCAGGCGAUGACCAGGCCGAUCGAUUCUUGGAGGAAGCUGAUAUUCUCGGACCGAGAAAGCGUCAAAAGCAAGAUUACGAAGAGCGAAUGGAGUCGAUCCGAAAGGGUAGAGAAGGUCGGGACAAGUUUGGAAGUUUGAAGGGUAAGAAGAUGAAGGAGAAGGAGAGUAGUUCGACGAAUGCUCAGAAGAAGCGAAACAAGCCAAUCAUGAUGGCUUUGCACUCCAAUUCUAUGAUGCAGAAGAAGAAGGCGUCAUUGAGGGACAAGCAGAUCAAGUUGAGAGCUUCUAUCGAGAAGAGGAAGAAAGCCAAAAGGUAGUCAGUUCCGCGAUGGGUUGGCGAUCUCCAACAUGUAUGCUGUGUC